CGUCUUUCUAUGUCACUACGUAGCCUUGGUGGCCUACGUUGAACAUGAAGAUGCCAUUUCUAGCAAGGCCUUACCUCCUAUCAGCUGCCGUCAGACGUAUAUUACAUCCUCCAUCUGCCGGCAUGGCAACCAACGCUCCUGGCAAAGAUAGCCAACUCUUCGAAUACACUCGCGGACGCUUCCUCCUUGAUGAGGACAAGCAAAUGGCGCGUCGACGAGUGCAGUUCAGUCUAGAUGGGCUUGCAUCCGUCGCAGCGACGUCAGUUGGCGCUAAUCGCUGUGUUGACAUUGAGAAAUGCCCUGAUGGCUUGUACAAUAAGGCAUACCUACUUACCAUGGACAAUGGCAAGGAAGUUAUUGCCAAGAUUCCAAAUCCCAAUGCCGGCAUACCUUACUACACCACUGCGAGCGAAGUUGCAACAAUGGAAUUUGCGCGCAAUAUACUCCAGACCCCAGCGCCGCACGUAUACGCCUGGAAUGCCCGCGUUGACGAGAGGAAUUCUGUCGGGGCCGAAUAUAUAGUUAUGGAGAAGAUGCCAGGGGUUCCUCUCUCAAAGGUGUGGUGGGAUUUGCAGCCAAACAAGAAACUCAAGAUCCUUUUACAGGUUGUCGACUAUCAGAGGAGAUGGACCCACACCAAGUUUACUGGAUUUGGGAGUCUAUACUAUGCCAAAGAUGUCGACCCACGACGCCAGGAUCCGCUAUAUGUCAAGGAUGGGGAAGCCGUUACGGAUUCUCAGUUCGCGAUCGGCCCCUCUGUUGCGCGUGAAUGGAGUGAUGAAGGGCGGGUAAACAUCAAAUGUGAUAGGGGCCCAUGGGAUUCUAUCUUAAAUUACCGGGAAGCUAUUGGUCUUCGCGAAAUGGCGGCCAUCAAAGAACUUAACCAUGUGCCAAAACAGAUGGCAAUGGUGUACGGCCCUGCACCUUUAUACCAACCUACCGCGCAGAAAAAACUCGCAGCCCUAGGCUACUAUUUUCAGAUCCUGGAGUCUUUGCUGUGUGAGAAUGCUUUGCCAACCGAUGGUCAUCUAUGGCACAAUGAUCUACACCAUGAAAACAUUUUCGUGGACCCAGAAGAGUUGAAGGUUCUUGGCAUCAUUGACUGGCAAUCUGUUCAAAUAGCCCCCCUAUUUGACCAUUGCGUCGACCCUUGUUUUCUCGACUACAACGGCCCUGACGUAGGGGACAAUCUUGGGCGUCCAGCAAUGCCCGAAAGCAUCAAAUCAUUGCAAGGCGAGGAAAAGACUGCGGCACUCAAUGAAUUUCUGGACAAGGCACUCAUGAUUGCCUGGCGUAGCCUGGUUCGGAGCAAGAAUCCAGAACAGUAUCGCAUGAUCAGAUUUCAACAAUCCCCAAGUGCAAAUCUCCUCCAUCUUUCUCGCCGCAUAUUUGAACUCGGAGAAGCUCACUUCUGCGCACUACUGCUUGACUUGCAGGAUGAAUGGAGAGAAAAUUCUCAAUCCAACUCAAGCGCCCGUCGAUUCCCCCUCACGUUCUCGGAGCCUGAAACCAUUGAAAUCGAAGCGGACAUGCGACGUGCGGAUUUGGGCAUCAAGUUAAUGAAGGAUAUUGAGCGCGAUCUGAGAAAUCUAUGGCCUGAGAAAGGCGUCGUGGAACAUGAAAGCUACGAGCAAGUCAAGGCAUUGCUCAAAGAGCGAAAGGAGGAACUCAUCGCCCAGUAUUGCACUCUCCCAGGUUGGGAUACAGCUGUCUUUGAGCAACUCUGGCCAUUCGACGAUUGAGCCAAUGUGUCGAGCCGAAAGUUAGCGGUUAUGAUUAACUUACGGAAAAGGUCGAUGGAAAGCUAGCCUUGUUUGGACUAACUACUUCCAUUAUGCGCCGCUCACCUUUCUAAUGCACACUCGGCCUCGAAUGUGCUCAACCGCGCAAUAUUUCCCUUUUUGAAACCCGGAUUGUUGGUAUUGCAGAAAGUCUGGUACGGGUUUCAAGACUUUUUCUAGGAAUCCAGUGAUAAUUGCUGUCACUUGUUUUCCCUCCAAUGAUCUGCACAGUUUCUGUUCAAACCAUGGCGAUAAGCUGAUUGCACUUUCUAAUGCGUUGAGUCCAGAACGGAUUUGUCUUCUUGCAGAGCGCCAAGGCCGGCGGCGGCACUUAAGUUGUGAUCAUCUAUAUUUGGCAAUGCACAAAUAUGUAUGGACAAGCUGC
This is a messenger RNA of Coccidioides immitis RS, 2166 nucleotides long. Its product is annotated as phosphotransferase enzyme family protein. Bases 45 to 1742 code for a protein of 565 amino acids. NCBI's taxonomy places the organism in Eukaryota, Fungi, Ascomycota, Eurotiomycetes, Onygenales, Onygenaceae. Gene Ontology annotation, cellular component: mitochondrion. The transcript is spliced from 3 exons. The record is from RefSeq and is a predicted model, not a curated record.